CGGCUGUGACUUAGGACUGUGACUGAGGCGAUUAGAGCAGCAGCUGUAGUGAACAUGUUGCUUUCGCUGCCAGCUCUGCAUCGUCAUCAUCAUCAUCAAUCACGCUCGCAACUCAAAGCUCACAAAGCAGAGGCAAAGAAGGCAGGUUGUCGCUUUGGACGCGCUGUGGGGUGCGUCUUCGAAGGUCUGCAAUGUUCAACGCGGUCUUAACGCUGGCCCCGAGUCAGACUGCUUGGCUGGGCUGGGCAUGUUGGCUCACCCUCCUAGCUGGCGCAGCAUGCAUACAGAUGCCGCAACAGCACUUACUCUUUCCUGCUUCCCCAUGGCCAAGCAAGGAUGGUAUGAGCCGGCUGGAAGCGCUGCAGACUGCGCACCCGCACACAAUCCCGAGCAGGCAAACCUGCGCCAAAGCCGUGAACAUCGCAUCUUGCCAAAGCUCACGAUGGCGUUCGCAGGCAGGACAUUCCACCUUCGUCGAUCCGCUGAUAGGCACAGCGGGACCGGAUGCGAGCACUUACGAGCCGGAUAGCUAUGCUGGUCUAUCACCCAAUCCCAGUCCGCCUUUCGCAGCAGUUCGCGUCACUCCAUCCACUCGGACAAACUACGUUAGCUCAGAGGGUUACUACUAUCACGACAAGACGUAUCGAGGGACCUUGAUGACUCGUCAACCUGCCAUUUGGAUGGGAGACCUAGCACCCUUGGAAGUAAGCGCUGGAUUCGGUCAAUUACAGCUUGACGAGCAAUCUCGUGCGCUGCCUUUCUCGCACGAAGAGGAGUCUGCCUCUUUGGGCAAGCACGCGCUCAGAGUGGAUGCCUCGCGCCAACAACGGGGAGCAGGUUUCUAUGUUCAGAGCGCUGGCAGAUCACACUCUAGCAUCAUAGAAUAUGAUUUGUGGCAGAGCGAGAGCCAGCAUGGAACAUUGGUCGAUGGCCCUUACGUGGCGAUACACGCGGCCAGAGAAGGUUGGAGAGGCGCUGUGUUCGUCGAUGCCGACAGGCAGGAGAUAUCUGGAUGGACUCCAGAGAGAAUGGACUACAAGCUGGGCCCACAUCAAGCUCCGAAUUUCCGAGGUUACUUUGUCUCUCGCAUCGAGAGCGAGGCUGGUUGGCUCGACUGGGGCACUGCGAGAACGCAGCACAAUUCGACGCAGACGUGGUCGAAGCAGAGAGGCCGAUGGAACGAAGAUGCGCUUGCUGGUUGGGUCAAAUUUACGCCAAACACCACUCGUGUGUUGAUCAAGACUGGCUUGUCUUUAAUUUCCAUCGAUCAAGCACGCCGCAAUCUGGAGAGUGAGCUCAGCUCGGCACAAGAUGUGGAUGACAUUGCACUUCAGAACACCCGCGAAUGGGACGCUGCAUUGUCAGUCGUCGAAACUGAAGGCGGCAAUUUGGUUCAGAAGCGUGUCUUGUACACAGGACUGCACCGCACGUUGCAGUUCCCAUCUUUGCAUAGCGAGUCAGCGGACGAAGGAUCGGCUUACUACUCGCUCUACACCGACAGCGUCCACAAAGGCGAAGCGUAUCAAUCGUAUUCGAUCUGGGAUACUUGGCGUGCAGCUUGGGCAAUGCAGAUCUUAUUCGCUAACCAUCGAGUCGGUUCGAUGGUCUCUAGCAUGCUCGACAUGUAUCUCCAAUCAGGUAAGAACGGUGAACCCGGAUACCUGCCAAUGUGGGCCAAUGGAGCAGAGACAAACAUCAUGAUCUCGACUUGGGCUGAUUCGCUAAUCGCAGAGGCGUUUGCAAAGAAGGUCACUGGCUUCAAUCGUGAAUUGGCGUUGGAGUCUGUGUUGAAAGAUGCUAGCGUGCCACCCGAAUUUGAUGAGAUUCUCAAAUACGAGGACAGGGAGGAGUUCACGCCUAUCGAGGCGCGAGCUGGCUUAACGUCCUACGCGAGUCGAGGCUGGGUAGCACAUGAUCGGACUGCAGAGUCUGUCAGUCGCACGUUAGACUAUGCAGCUUGCGAUGCAGCAGUCGCAAUCGUCGCUUCGCACAUGAGUGAUCAGUCUUCUGCGGCUAUCUAUCGCGCUAGAGCGAAGCAAAAUUACUUGAACGUGUACAACAAUGCCACCGGUUUCUUUGCUCCUCGAUUUGCAAACGGAAGCUUUUUCGAAGCUCCUCUGCAAAACCCCAAGGCCAGAGAUGAUGGCUUUACCGAGGGAAACAGGUGGACAUACUUGUUCGACGUCGUUCACGACCUGCCCGGUCUAGUAAGACUGCACGGAUCCAGAAUGGCAACUCUUCAGAAGCUGGACGACUACUUUGAGGGCGGGUACAAUGACCAUUCCAACGAGCCCUCUCACCAUGUGCCCGUGCUGUAUGCAGCACUUGGUAGACCUGACAAGAGCGCAAAAAUAAUACGAGAUAUUGCGCAAGCGGAGUACACGGAUUUGCCGGAUGGGUACAAGGGAAACGAGGACCUGGGACAGAUGAGCAGCUGGUACACUUUUAUUAGCGCCUUCGGGUUCUAUCCUCUAUACCCUGCCAGUGCGAAGUAUGUCGUCGUGGGUGACCAUUAAGCUGCCUCACAUCAAAGAUCACAAGCUAGUGAUCAUCGUGCAUGGCUCCGUCGACGAGCCUGGAGGCGCACAAGGGGAUUCGUCCGCACCUGCCGAACCCAGAAGGAUCCUGCAUUUCACUAUCAAUGGAAGACCGCUCGAGAUACCCAUCAUUACUCAUGGGCAGGUAG
Molecule: messenger RNA, 2686 nt
Organism: Ceraceosorus guamensis
Lineage: Eukaryota; Fungi; Basidiomycota; Exobasidiomycetes; Ceraceosorales; Ceraceosoraceae
Exons: 10
Coding region: 192-2516 (774 amino acids)
Biological process (GO): glycoprotein catabolic process; carbohydrate metabolic process; protein deglycosylation
Cellular component (GO): nucleus; cytosol
Molecular function (GO): carbohydrate binding; peptide-N4-(N-acetyl-beta-glucosaminyl)asparagine amidase activity
Source: RefSeq, a predicted model, not a curated record